UCCCACCCUGUCUGACUCCGUGCAUCUUGUCUCAGCUGUCCGCGCUGCGCUGCUCUCCUGUCUGUCUGUCCUGAGCUGAGCGCUGGCUGCGGUCAAACAACAGAGAGAGAGAGACAGCCUCCGGUUCUUCUGAUGGGAACACACACAGAUACAGCCUCCUACAGACACUUUACAGAGUUUGUUUCUCCUCUCAGAGCUGGUUACCUCCUCAGAGUUUCUCCAGGUUUUUGAGGGAAAACCAGCAGUAUCGUGAAGUAACAAGCUGGACCACAUCAGAUACUUUGUGCUCGUUAGCGCGGAUGCGAGGCUCUGUUUCAAUCACCACCAUGGACGGCUGAUUCACACACUCCACUGACCUCACAGAUCACAAUCGCACACCUCAGACCUUCAACACAGCCAGGCUCCACUCAUCAGUCAUCUUUGAUUUUCUGCCAGAGAUUCAGAUACUGGGAUUAGUAAUCAUCAGUGUUGCUAACAUUCCCAGACAGAGGAGGAAAGGAAUGGGAUAUGAAAGUCUUCAGCUUAACAAAGAACAUAAAUGAAUAUUUGCCAUGCUACAUGGGGCUCUGAACUCCACCCUGCUCUUACUCCUCGUCCCCGUCAUCUUCGCCGCAGCCCAUGGUCGCUCCUACGCUCGUUUUUCCCGCAAUGACACUGAAUUCCAGCACCUGGUGCUCCACCCAGACCCCUCUGUGGGGACGGUGUACGUGGGGGCCAGGGACCACCUCUUCCAGUUGAACGGAUCAGAUGGACUCCGGCUGGAGCAAGAGGAGAAGACCGGCCCCGUGAGCGACAGCAAAGACUGCCUUCCUCCGGUCACUGAGCUCAACUGUCCCCAGGCCAGGAGAACCAGCAACCACAACAAACUGCUUCUGGUGGAUCCGACGGCGUUGGAGUUGAUCACCUGCGGCAGCAUCCACCAGGGCACCUGCCAGAAACGCAACCUCACGUCGAUCAAGGAGGUUCUCUUCUCCACCGAGAGGCCCGUGGAUACGCAGUAUGUCGCGGCCAACGACCCGUCGGUGUCAACCGUGGGGCUGGUGGUGGGGCUCCGUGGCGGGGAAAGGACGGUGAUGUAUGUGGGAAGGGGCUAUACCGCCAGCCACCCGCCCAUCUCCACCCGCCACCUUUCAUCACCGCCCGUCUUUUCCUACGAGGAGACGGCCAAGCUGGCUGUGGCCGGGCGCCUGUCGGAAUACGACCACCACUUUGUGAUGGCGUUCACGCGGCGCACGUAUGUGUACUUCUUGUUUUACCGCCGUGACAUCAAGUCUGCAUCGAGGGAGUACCGGACCUACGCUGCCAGAGUGUGCUUGGACGACACCUCCUACUAUUCCUACGUGGAAGUUCCUCUUGUCUGCCGAUCCCCUUCCUCUUCCUCCAGGACUUACAACCUGCUCCAGGCUGCCCAGGUGGGACAAGGUGCAGGCCGGGAAGGCGAGGAUCUGCUGGGAGUCUUCUCAACCCGCGUCGGCUCCACAAACAACACUCCCUUGGAUGCCUCGGCUCUGUGCGUUUACCCGCUGGACGAGCUCGACGGACACAUCGACUCCACCCGUGACCUCUGCUACACCCAGGACGGCCGGGUGGAGGGAAGAGGAGAUGUGGCAUACAUAGAGUACGAGGUCAAGUCCAGCUGUGCCAACCUGCCCAAGAAUACCCUCAAGGCAUAUCCCUGCGGCUCCGACCACACCCCGAGUCCGAUGGCGAGCCGGGCACCGCUGGAAGCUAAAGCGGCGUGGCACACCUCGGCCGCCCGUCUCACUGCUGUGGCUGUCAGUGUCAGAGAGGGACACAGCAUCGCCUUCCUCGGAGACUCCAAAGGGACUCUGCACAAGGUAUAUCUGGGCCAAGAUGGCCAGGUGGAGGUAUAUGCGAACAUGACGAUCCAACCCAACUCACCCAUCAACAGUGACCUUUUAUUGGACCAGAAAGGAGCACACAUCUACAUCAUGACCAAAACUACUGUAGAGAAGCGUCCGGUGGCAGAAUGUGGAGACCACCUGGACUGUCAGUCCUGUCUGUCUGCCAAAGACCCCUAUUGUGGCUGGUGUGUCCUGGAGGGACGGUGUGGUCAGCGCUGGGAGUGCCAGCGAGGGUCUGUGCAAGGCCAGUGGCUAUGGAGUUUCAACCAGAUGCAGCAGUGCCUCAGUAUCCAGCGCCUGAGCCUCUACAACAUCAGCCGUGGGGAGAGGACUGAUAUCACAGUGUCAGUAGAGGGCCUCCCAAGCCUAGGAAAAGGAGAGGCCUACUCUUGCUUCUUCCAGGACACAGAAGCUCCUGCCUCACUCACUAACACCGGUGUGAUAUGCUCCACUCCUGAUGCCAGCAGUCUGCCCCCCAUUGGCCAUGGAGAUGAGUUUGUGAUGGUGACCCUCUCACUGCGUUUCACAAACGUGACGGUAGCAGAGACAGAAUUCACCUUCUACAACUGCAGUUUGGUCCAGCAGCUCUCUGGACGCAGGCCAUGCCAAGGGUGUGUUAGCAGUCGCUGGGGGUGUAACUGGUGUAUCCACCAGCAUGUCUGUACACACAAACACACCUGCAGCCAAGGAGUCACCAUCUACAACCAAAAUUUCAAACCGCCAACACCCACCAUCCCACCACCCACCAGAAAUUUGACCCCUUUACUUCCCACUGUCCGGGCUGCUACAACAACAGCAACAACAACAACAACAACCACAACAACAACAACAACAACACAGCCACCACCCACAGAGACACCUACCCCCACCACAGCAGCUGUCCCUUCAACUCCCACCACAGUGACACCACCCACCACCCCUAAUGCUGAACCCAUAUCUCCCCUUACCCUGGCCACAACUUCCCCCUUUGUCAGACUCUUCAGCCAGGCCACUACCAUACACAGCGACGUCACCACCACAAGCGGGUCCCUCCCUGAUGUGGAGGGGACGACGGAGGGAAACGGUGGCCCUGUAAGAGGUUUCUCAGAGGAUGAAGAGACUGAAACCUUGAAUAUCACUGUCGAAACUCCCCACACUACAUUACCCAGCAGCACUAGUGGCAAAGUAGACCCCGAACUGAUAUUUUUAGAGCCAUCUGGUGAAGUGGUGGGCUCUUCCUCUGAUGUAAGCUCAACCACCUCCAGCGAAGUGUCCCUUUUAAUAGACAUCCCUAUCGGUGACAAUACAGAGUCCAUUCCUCUGGCCGGCUCUGCAGAGAAUGACUCACAUCCAUUGUUCAGUGAGUGGGAGACGCCAGGGGGAGAGACCGACGUGGACUCUGGCGCCAGCGAAAAGCCGUUCCUCUACACACAAUCACCCGAAACAGUUAUUGACCCCAACUCUGUAUCUGCAGCAAACUACCAAUCAGAUUCUUCGACUGACUCUUAUUUUCCGGAAUGUCCGUGUGUGGAGAAAGUUCAGGAUUCCUCUCUUCUCCCUGUCAAUGUGGAGAGGAAAGUCACUCUGGUGGGACAACACCUAAACCUGUUUCAGGAUGACAAUUUGGACUACGAGUGUGUGUUGGACAUUGAGAAUCAGUCAGUGGUGGUGGAUGCCUCCGUGGAGCCAGAUGCCACACAACAAUCAAUCUUCUUUAUCACCUGUCAACCUCACCAGUAUGCCUAUUCUGCCUUGAUGGAGGAAUACCCGGCCAUGAUCAACGUGAGAAGAAAAAACAACUUCCUCAUCGACAGCGCUGAGGAUCUGUAUGUGACCCUGUUCAAUUGUUCAGUGGGGCGGUCCGACUGCAGCCGGUGUCGUACUGCCGAGCCCAAGUACGGCUGUGUUUGGUGUGGUGGUGCUGCUAGCUCUCGCUGUGUGUACCAGGACUCCUGCACCGAGGAGAUCAAACACACCUGUCCCGCACCCGUCAUUCACUUCCUGGACCCAGUGUCCGGUCCCGUAGAGGGAGGGACAGUCGUGACUAUUUCAGGCUCUAACCUCGGCCAGAGAGCUGAAGACAUUCAGAACUCGGUCACAGUAGCCGGGGUCCCCUGCAGCGUCAUCCACAGUAGAUAUGAAGUCUCCUCAAGGAUUGUGUGUGAGACGACAAGCAGUGGAGAAGAGAAGAGCGGCCAGGCCUCGGUCAAAGUGAGGGGAGGAGGACUCGGACUGUCUGCUCAGAUCUUCAGCUUCCAGGAUCCCGUACUUAGCAGCAUCUUCCCCCAAAGAGGGCCCAAAGCAGGGGGCUCCUCUCUCACCAUCAGAGGCCGGAGACUGAGGACAGGACACUUGAGUGAAGUCAGCGUCGUAAUCGGAGGAGAGCCGUGUGUGGUAAUGCCAAACAUCCAGGAGGAUGAGAUCAGCUGUCUGACCAGAGGCAGUAACAGAACAGGAGAACAUGGCAUCACUGUGCGGUUUGGUGGCACGGAGCGCCACCUUCAGGGUCUGGUCUAUCAUUACACCCCCAACCCCAACAUCUCAAUGGCUGCUCCGUCCAAAAGCUUUCUCAGUGGAGGCCGAAUCAUCAGAGUUUCUGGUCAGAACCUGGAUGUGGUCCAGGAGCCGAAGAUGAGGGUCACCCUCAGUCCUCCUGAUACCCUCCCUCCCAGGAGGAGAAGGAGGAGCACCAAAGGGAGGAACGAAGGAAGCCUGAACAGAGAACAGGAUCGUCGGGGUCCGCUGAAGAGGUGGAGGAGGAUCGUCCCAGAGGCCGAAUGCCCCGAGGGUACACUCUGUCACGUCAAACAGUACGAGUCUCGCUGCACAGUGAACGGCUCCUCCCUCAUCUUGUGUCCCACUCCGGCGGUGGGUCCGGAGGCCAGGAGGGCCAGGGUCAAAGUUAAUUUCCUGUUGGACAGUCUCCAUUUUGACUUCAGCACCGUGGGGAAUGAAGCCUUCAGCUACGAGCCCAACCCGCAGCUCUACCUCCUGCAGAACGACCCCAGCAAACCGUACCACCACAAACCUGGCAGCAUCAUCUCUGUCGAGGGAGAGAACCUGGAUCUAGCCAUCUACAAGCACGAGGUGGAGGCUCGGAUAGGGGCGGGGGUGUGUUCGGUGAAGACCCUGACCCACAACCACUUGUACUGUGAACCCCCAGCUCAGCAGCCCUCAGUCCCAGCCAGCAAGAAACAGGAUGGCAUGGACAGUCUGCCUGAGUUCACAGUGAAAAUGGGGAAUCUAAACUUCUCUCUGGGCAGAGUGCAGUACGACAGCCAGGCCCAGUCUACAUUUCCUCUGGAGGCUCAGGUGGGGGUCGGGGUGGGAGCUUCCAUCGUGGCUCUCAUUGUACUCAUCAUAGUCCUCAUAUACAGGAGGAAAAGCAAACAGGCCAUGAGGGACUACAAGAAGGUGCAGAUCCAGCUGGAGAACCUGGAGACCAGUGUGAGAGAUCGCUGUAAGAAGGAGUUCACAGACCUGAUGACAGAGAUGAUGGACAUGUCCAGUGAUUUGGUGGGUUCGGGGAUUCCCUUCCUGGAUUACCGGGCGUAUGCCGAGCGCAUUUUCUUCCCCGGCCACCAGGAGUCGCCACUGAGACGAGAUCUGGAUGUCCCCGAGAGUCGAAGGCAGACUGUGGAGCAAGGGCUGAAUCAGCUGUCCAAUCUGCUCAACAGUAAACUCUUUCUCACCAAGUUUAUUCACACUCUGGAGGUGCAGCGGACGUUCUCCCCGAGGGACCGGGCCUACGUGGCGUCUCUGCUGACUGUAGCGCUGCACGGUAAACUGGAGUACUUCACAGACAUCCUGAAGACGCUGCUGAACGACCUAGUGGAACAGUAUGUGGCCAAGAACCCCAAGCUGAUGCUCCGGAGAACGGAGUCAGUGGUUGAGAAGCUUUUGACGAACUGGAUGUCCAUCUGUCUGUUUACCUUUCUGAGGGAAUCAGCAGGGGAGUCGUUCUAUAUGCUGUUCCGAGCAAUAAAGCACCAGGUGGACAAGGGACCUGUGGACGCCGUGACGGGGAAAGCCAAGUACACGCUGAAUGACAACAGACUGCUGCGAGAGGACGUGGAGUACCGCACGCUGACCCUAAAUGUUGUGAUGCCAGCUACAGCCGCCGGAGGAGGCACUACUACCCAGACGGUACCUGCCAAAGUCCUGGACUGUGACACCAUCACCCAAGUGAAGGAGAAACUUGUGGAACAAACCUGGAAGGGAACCUCCUUUUCCCAGAGGCCACACAUAGACUCGUUACACCUCGAGUGGCGUGCAGGUGUUGCAGGUCACCUGAUCCUGUCAGAUGAGGACCUGACAUCGGUAGUACAAGGCUUAUGGAAGCGUCUUAAUACACUGCAACACUACAAGGUUCCCGACGGAGCGACGGUUGCCCUCGUCCCCAGGAACACCAAAAAUCACCUCCACGACAGCCACGAUUACAUGCCUGGAGAAAAGACCCCCAUGCUGGAUGACGGGGAGGAGGGAGGAGUGAGGCUUUGGCAUCUGGUGAAAGCCAACGAGGAGUCGGAGCUGCCCAAACACAGGAGAGGUAGUCUGAGGGAGAGGGGCGGCGAGAGGGCCAAGGCUAUCCCCGAGAUCUACCUGACACGGCUGCUCUCCAUGAAGGGCACACUGCAGAAGUUUGUGGAUGAUUUAUUCACUGCGAUCCUCAGCACCAGUCGUCCCGUACCUCUGGCUGUCAAAUACUUUUUCGACCUGUUGGAUGAGCAGGCUCUGCUGCACAACAUCACAGACCCUGAGACCAUCCACAUCUGGAAAACCAACAGUUUACCGCUGCGGUUCUGGAUCAAUAUCCUUAAGAACCCACAGUUCAUCUUUGACGUGCAGACCUCAGACCACGUGGACGCCGUGCUGUCCGUCAUCGCCCAGACCUUCAUGGAUUCCUGCACCAUCGCCGACCACAAACUGGGACGGGACUCUCCCAUCAACAAGUUGCUGUACGCCAGAGACAUCCCGCGCUACAAACAGAUGGUGGAGCGGUAUUACGCAGACAUCCGUCAGACCAUCUCCGCCAGUGACCAGGAGAUGAACUCAGCUCUAGCAGAACUCUCUCGUAAUUACGCUGCCGAGGUCAACUGCCUGGUGGCUUUACAUGAGCUGUACAAGUACAUCAACAAAUACUAUGAUCAAAUUAUCACGGCCCUGGAAGAGGACCCCACAGCCCAGAAGAUGCAGCUCGGUUACAGGCUCCAACAGAUUGCAGCUGCUGUAGAAAACAAAGUCACAGACCUAUGACCCAAAGGACGGGAUGGAUUUUUCUUUUAACCUUGAAGAGAGGACAACGACGGGAGAAGGUUCUGUCUCCUGGAG
Molecule: messenger RNA, 7175 nt
Organism: Sebastes umbrosus (honeycomb rockfish)
Lineage: Eukaryota; Metazoa; Chordata; Actinopteri; Perciformes; Sebastidae
Gene: plxnb1a
Product: plexin b1a
Exons: 40
Coding region: 552-7100 (2182 amino acids)
Biological process (GO): regulation of GTPase activity; axon extension; regulation of cell shape
Cellular component (GO): semaphorin receptor complex
Molecular function (GO): semaphorin receptor activity; protein binding
Source: RefSeq, a predicted model, not a curated record